Molecule: messenger RNA, 2575 nt
Organism: Lates calcarifer (barramundi perch)
Lineage: Eukaryota; Metazoa; Chordata; Actinopteri; Centropomidae
Gene: glsb
Product: glutaminase b
Exons: 18
Coding region: 128-2050 (640 amino acids)
Biological process (GO): L-glutamine catabolic process
Molecular function (GO): glutaminase activity; protein binding
Source: RefSeq, a predicted model, not a curated record
CCGGCACUUGUGAGUCAUCGCCUCUCAGACAGCCAGCGUGAUUGUAGUCUCCUCUUGUCAUCACUGUUCUUGCUACCGGACAUAUUAGGAACCACGAAUUUCUCUUAAAUUGCCUGACAGGAUUGAGAUGUUACAUUUUAGGUUUUCGACAGUGCUGAAGGAGUUGUUUGAAGCCACCCUCAAGCGUCCCUUGCCCGGCUCUAGAGAGAAGACCUGGUUACCGGCCCGCCACUGCUGCUUCGGCACCGCCUCCGUUGAUGCCAGAGCUGUAUCUACUCAUCUGAAGGUCCUCCAUGCCGCUGCGCACCGCCCGGCGCUUCGCACCGCGCCCUGCGCCACCCCGGUCCGCUCGUACUGCGCGAAAACUGAAGGUGCAGUGCAGCUGGACGAACAGUUGAAGAAGGAUGGAGGCGUCAGUGAGGCAUCCAGCGACAAAAGAAGAAAUGCAGGCAUUCUCCCCAGUCUGGAGGAUUUGCUCUUCUACACAGUCGCAGAAGGUCAAGAGAAAAUUCCUGCUCAUAAAUUUCUUACAGCACUUAAGGCCACAGGGCUUCGCACUGGAGAUCCCCGGCUGAAAGAAUGCAUGGAAACCCUCAAAGAAACUCUAAAGAAGACAUCAGAUGGUGUAACGCUGGACAGGCACCUAUUCAAAAAGUGUGUCCAGAGCAACAUUGUCCUGCUCACUCAGGCCUUCCGCAAGAAGUUCGUCAUCCCAGACUUCCAGUCCUUCACCUCCCAUAUUGAUGAGCUGUAUGAGAGUGCCAAAAAUCUCUCUGGAGGACAGGUUGCAGACUACAUUCCUCAGCUUGCCAAAUUCAGCCCAGACCUGUGGGCUGUCUCUCUGUGCACAGUCGACGGACAGAGACAUACAGUAGGAGACACCAAGGUCCCUUUCUGUCUGCAGUCUUGUGUCAAGCCUCUAAAGUAUGCUGUUGCUGUCCAUGACCAUGGCACAGAGUAUGUGCACAGUUUCAUUGGAAAGGAGCCCAGUGGCCUGCGCUUUAAUAAGCUCUUCCUGAAUGAAGAUGAUAAGCCCCACAACCCCAUGGUGAAUGCUGGCGCUAUUGUUUGUACUUCACUGAUAAAGCAAGGUGCAGGCAAUGCAGAAAAAUUUGACUAUGUCAUGAGCUUUCUGAAAAAGAUGGCAGGAAACGAGUAUGUAGGUUUCAGCAACGCCACAUUCCAGUCAGAGCGUGAGUCAGGAGAUCGGAACUUUGCCAUUGGCUAUUACUUGAAAGAAAAAAAGUGUUUCCCAGAGGGGACAGACAUGACAUCUGUACUGGACUUCUAUUUUCAACUAUGUUCCAUUGAGGUUACCUGUGAGAGCGCCAGUGUCAUGGCAGCUACCCUGGCUAAUGGUGGUAUCUGCCCAAUCACGGGCGAGCGCGUGCUAAGCCCAGAGGCAGUGAGGAACACCCUGAGUCUGAUGCACUCCUGCGGCAUGUACGACUUCUCAGGACAGUUUGCCUUCCAUGUCGGUCUGCCAGCCAAGUCUGGAGUAGCAGGGGGGAUCCUGCUGGUUGUACCCAACGUGAUGGGUAUUAUGUGCUGGUCGCCCCCACUAGACAAGCUGGGCAACUCAGUCAGAGGAAUACAAUUCUGCACGGACCUCGUGGAGCUUUUCAACUUCCACAACUACGACAACCUGAGGCACUUUGCCAAGAAGCACGAUCCUCGCAGAGAGGGAGGGGAUCAGCGGGUCAAGUCGGUCAUCAACCUGCUGUUUGCUGCCUACACAGGAGACGUCUCUGCCCUGAGGAGAUUUGCUCUGUCAUCCAUGGACAUGGAGCAGAGGGACUAUGACUCCAGAACGGCCCUCCAUGUGGCAGCAGCUGAGGGGCACACAGAGGUGGUCCGCUUCCUGCUGGAGGCUUGCAAGGUGAACCCAGUACCCAGAGACAGAUGGGGGAACACACCGAUGGAAGAAGCGGUGCAGUUCGGCCACCACGACGUGGUCACCAUCCUGCGGCACUACCACGACAAAUACAGCCCCCCUGCCGGGGGUGACGACAAGGAGAGCGCUGAGAAGAGCCUGGACAGCUUGCUGUAGACCUGCUGCAACACAUCUGCAAUUUCUCGGUUUCAGCAGCUGGCUCAUUUUGAUUUUCUGGAAUAACUUUGUAUAUCAGUGCUCAGACAUUUGAAACGUAUGGUGCAUUAGUUAUUUGUUUUUCUGUUGCUGCGUCUCGUCUGGUGUGCUUUGCUCUCUAGGCUGUAUAUCACUGCUCUACUUCAUUUCACUUCCUCACCUUCGCCGAUGUAAUGUGUGUUGUAUCUGUGUGAGCACCUUCUCGAUACUAUUUAAACAAAUUAUACAAUAUCUAAUAUCUGUAAUGCAAUGUUUACAAUAUAUUCUCAUGUAAUUUGUCAGUACUGUAAAACACAGUUGUGCUAUCAUGGGAUAGUAUAUUAGUUUAGUUACAGUAAAGUACUCUUCUCUACCUGGUAAUAUUUUGGUGAUACUCUGACUGUAUUAGUUUUGUGAGAUAGUGAGGUGUUUUGAAAUUAUGGUAUAAAUUUGUAUGAUGUAUCUCUGAUUGUGUAAACAUGUAAAAACCACCAGGCAUCAUGCUAA